GUGAUGAUCCGCCGGCGGAGCAGCCGCAGCAGCCCCGCGCGUCACCGCGCGGCCGCCUCCCCCGCCCCCUGCGGAGAGAGCGGCGCACACCCCUCGCUCGUACCCGCCUGCCCGCCCGCCCUCCAGAGUGUGGGGGGAUUGGAGACGGGAGAAGGGGGCGGGAGCGGACAGACCGACGGAUGGACGGAGCGGGCCGGGGCUGGGUGGAGACAUCGCCCCCACCGGGUCUCCCACCCUCCGGGCUCCCGCGAGCUUUUACAAAGGCGCAAGUACCCGGGCGCCCAGUUCCCGGAUGCCUACGGGAAGGAGCUCUUCGACAAGGCCAACAAACACCACUUCUUCCACAGCCUGGCUCUGUUAGGGGUGCCCCAUUGCAGAAAGCCCGUCUGGGCCGGGUUACUGCUAGCCUCUGGAACCACCUUAUUCUGCACCAGCUUUUACUACCAGGCUCUGAGUGGAGACCCCAGCAUCCAGACUUUGGCCCCCGUGGGAGGGAGCCUGUUAAUCUUGGGCUGGCUUGCCUUGGCCCUUUGAACUUCUUUGUAAUUGAUUGCUGGGUACUUCUUUAAGAGUUGGAGCAGGGAGGAGAUUAAAAGGGAAAGGCAAAUAAAGAACGCGAGUCUUUGUUCGUCUAA
Herpailurus yagouaroundi (jaguarundi) is the source of this 635-nucleotide messenger RNA. It is a transcript of the gene TMEM256, whose product is annotated as transmembrane protein 256. The record is from RefSeq and is a predicted model, not a curated record. Lineage: Eukaryota; Metazoa; Chordata; Mammalia; Carnivora; Felidae. Gene Ontology annotation, cellular component: membrane. The coding region runs from base 4 to 534 and encodes 176 amino acids. The transcript is spliced from 5 exons.